Aspergillus chevalieri is the source of this 522-nucleotide messenger RNA. RefSeq lists its product as uncharacterized. Bases 1 to 522 code for a protein of 173 amino acids. Gene Ontology annotation, molecular function: transmembrane transporter activity. The transcript is spliced from 2 exons. Gene Ontology annotation, biological process: transmembrane transport. The record is from RefSeq and is a predicted model, not a curated record. NCBI's taxonomy places the organism in Eukaryota, Fungi, Ascomycota, Eurotiomycetes, Eurotiales, Aspergillaceae.
AUGGUGUUUGAAGAGCAAUACGGCUUCUCAACUGGUAUCGCGGGUUUGACGUAUCUAGGUCUCGGUGUUGGCAUGAUCCUCGGUCUGUACGCCAAUCGUCUUACUGUUGAUAAGAUUGCAUCAAAACUCGCUGAACGCGGAACUCGCAAACCUGAGCACCGUCUACCGAUGAUGAUUUUCCUCGGACCACUAAUCCCCGCCGGUUUAUUCUGGUAUGGAUGGAGUGCACAGGCCCACACGCAUUGGAUCGUACCUAUCAUUGGCACUUCAUUCCUUCCUGCUCAGACAUACCUUGUGGAUGCCUACACUCGUUACGCCGCCUCUGCCAUCGCAGCGAAUACGCUUCUCCGGUCUAUCCUCGGUAGCAUGGUUCCGCUUUUCGGGUAUAAAAUGUACGAAAGCCUUGGACUCGGUUGGGGAAAUAGUUUGCUGGGGUUCAUUGCUAUUGCGUUUUUGCCGUUGCCUGUGCUCUUUUACAAGUUUGGUGAGCGGAUACGAAUGAGGACCACAGUAAAAUUAUGA